Sodiomyces alkalinus F11 is the source of this 1124-nucleotide messenger RNA. RefSeq lists its product as hypothetical. The record is from RefSeq and is a predicted model, not a curated record. The transcript has a single exon. Lineage: Eukaryota; Fungi; Ascomycota; Sordariomycetes; Glomerellales; Plectosphaerellaceae. Bases 248 to 1036 code for a protein of 262 amino acids.
UACCUCAUCUCCUUGGUUGAUGGCGAUGAGCGGCAUUGCCAAAUUGAGGGCGGCGCCAUGCGCUUGCAUGGGCAUUCCCUUUCUGUGAGGAGCAUGGCUAGUCAGAUCUUCGAGAGGGGCAAGAGAGCAAGAAGAUCAUUGUAGGCAUGGACCAUGGAACGAUCUAUAAAAUGCUACUCGUUCACCCACAUCUUGAGUCUCGUCCUCAUCAUAUUCCCACGUUCUUUCACGCUUGCAGGCUUUCAAAAUGCCUCGCUCAACACACAUCAGUCUCGAUCAUGUUCAAUUCUAUCAGCCUCCUGCUCCAAGACCUCCCCAGCCUACCGCCAACAUUCGACCCCUGAGCAGCUCAGCUCUAUCGACUCUGCCCCAGAACUCGGCCGUCCCUGCUCCAGACAUCAGUGCAGGGCCCUGGGGCAUUUGUCGCGCAACCUCGUCCCGCGAAGUGAUCGAGGUAGACGAAACCCAGUGUGAUGCAAGCAGCCGCGAUGACGCCGACAAGGACCCAGAGACUAUGCCACCACGGGCAAUGGCUGGCUCUGUCAAUGCCGGCCUUCCGCCGGAUUUGGGUUCGGCCAUCCCUCAGGGUCCCUUCUCUCCGGCCUGCGACGAGAACUCCAUCCCGACACAGUUCUCGGUGUAUCCACCAGGCACAGCUCCCACAAGAUCCGCAGCCAUGGAGGAUUUCCCUUUUUCGUGCACUCGCGAAAGCAUGGGAAGGGGUCUGGGAUCAUCCGAUACCGCAAUGGGCACUCCUACCACAUCAGUACACCUGGCAUGUCACUGUUCUCCUCUCGGCUGCUCAAGUCGGCACGGUGAUACAGUGUCUGCUCUGUUCCCAGCCAUUGACACAGAUCGCACUCAGCCUCCCCGUCCAGUAGAUAUGAGGGAUCUUGAUCGGUUGCUCGACGGGUGGACCAACGGUCCGACUCACGAGGGCUCAGCAUUGGGCAGGGGUCUUCCAUGCGCUGGUGCGAAGCCGCUCAAUUCCUCUCAAUCAUUCGGGUCGCAAGGACUUGCGUGCUCUUCACAGUAGUCGCCCGCGAGCGAUGUGAGCCCCGGGAAUCAUAGCGCCCAAGGAACUCGAUCGCGAUGUGAAAGUUCUGAACGGAAUCUGUCGUUCC